AUGACGUCUACUUCAAGUCAAAUAUCAUACAAAUUAAAACAUCGUUCACCUGAAUAUAUAGCUGGUUUUCUUUCAUCAGCAACAAAUAUUAUUUUAACAUAUCCAGUUAAUAAAUUAAUAUUUCGACAACAAAUUUGUCGUCUUAAAACAAUUGAUGCUUAUCAACAAUUAAAACAUGAAGGUUUAAAUAUUUUAUAUCGUGGUAUACCAUUACCUUUAUUACAAAAAACUCUUUCAUUAAGUAUUAUGUUUGGUACAAAUUCACAUUAUUUACAUAUAUUUCAAUCAUUUUCAGAAAAAUAUCAUUGGUAUCAUCAACCACUUGCUUCUGCUCUUGCUGGUAGUACAGAAGCUAUUCUUACACCAUUAGAACGUACACAAGUUUUAUUACAAACACCUAAAUAUAAUAAUUUAAUUCGUAAUGCUACUCAUGCAUUUGUAUUUAUAUAUCAACAUUAUGGUAUUAUUGAAUAUUAUCGUGGUAUAACACUUAUAUUAAUACGUAAUAGUCUAUCGAAUGUGAUAUUUUUUGCUUGUCGAAAACCGAUUAAAGAUAUUUUACCGCGUACAUCAUCAAAUUUUCUACAUUCAAUAUAUGAUUUUCUAAGUGGUGGUUUAUUAGGUGCACUUUUAUCAACAUUUAUUUAUCCAAUAAAUGUUUUAAAAAAUAUUCAACAAUCUCAACUUGAUGGUAGAUAUGAUCGUCCAAUAAAUAUUUUCUAUACGAUUUAUAAACAACGUGGAAAUUCAUUGAAAGAAUUUUAUAUUGGUGCAAAAUGGAAUUUUGUACGAAGUCUUAUAUCAUGGGGAAUAAUUAAUAGUACAUAUGAAUAUUAUUUAACAGCGAUACAAAAAGCUAUUCUUCAUGAUGAUGAUUAA
Rotaria sp. Silwood2 is the source of this 879-nucleotide messenger RNA. The record is from the annotation of a GenBank genome assembly. Lineage: Eukaryota; Metazoa; Rotifera; Eurotatoria; Philodinida; Philodinidae.